AUGGAUCGCCUACGUGACCUGGCAACUCGAACCAGGCGUGCGGACUAUCACUUUCGAAUCCCAAAGUCCCUUUCCACCACUUCUCUCAUGGCCCACAAGUCUGCAGACCUUCUUGAGGGCAGCACCGACGGCGACGCCAGAUCCGCCCUCAGCUCGGCCAGCUCCUCCUUCCGACCUCAACCCCUACUGCCUGAUGAUCUGGGCGCCGCAAUGUCUCCAUAUUACCCUGUGCCAGCAUCUUCCCCUGCUCAGCCUCCCCCUCCUUCUGGCGCCAAGCCUACGACAGUCCAGCCCCGAGCCCAAGAAGCUGCCUCGAGCGCUGCAAAGAACAAGACUGCUGCCGUCAACAUGGGCAAGAAACAGCCGAGGAUGAAUGCGAAUAGGGGAGGAGAAGCAUGUCUGAAUGACGACGAUCCGUUUUUCACCGGUCACAAGGCCGACCAGCAGCUUUUCGGCCAGGUUCUGACUACCAUUGCCCAAGACGACGUCAUCGAGAACAGCGGCCGCGAGCUCUUCAAACGGGUCAACGAGUGUGCCCGUGAUUACAUGGAGGCCAAGCAGGUUGUCGAGCAACGCGAGCACGAGAUUGCUGCCAUCUCCACCAAGAUCGAGGCCAUGCAGGCAACCAUGGACAAGGCCAGCAAGCACCUGCACAAAGCCCAGGCAAUUGCCGCCGAGGCCAUCGACAGCAGCGUUGCCGAGCAAUUCAGGAUCAAGGAGCUGGAAAACCUGACCAAUAUCCUCAUUGGCAUGACCAAUGCCAUCGCAAGGGGCAACUGUCACAAUUGGCCCAGGGACAAGGUCAACAAGCAUCUUGAGGAACUCCAGUCCGUCUUUUACAAGAACAAGCACUACUGCCAGUCCCUGAUGGUCGGCAGUGGCAUUGCCUACGUUGCGAAGCACUUUGUCUUCCAUGCAGACUACGACGACGCGUUUGAGCCGAUGCUAUUCCACCUGGCCAACCAGACGGACUACAAGGGAUUCGUCAGGCGCUCCCGGGAGGAGGACCACGACGUUGCGAAACAGUAUCAGGUUGUUUACACCGCCCGCCCCGGUUGCAACACAAAGACUAGCACCGCCGCCAGUGCUGCUCCUCCGGGUCGUGAGGGCCCCACCGACAAGAUCAAAGACUGUCGGGUUGAUGGUGGCGCUCCUGAACAGGCACCGGAUGAUGCCGCCCGUGUUGCCCAGGCCGGAUCCUACAAUCUCAAGCAGACCGCAUCGCAGACCUCGGUCACGCUGCCGCCGCGCUCAUCCUCUCUCCCGUCAUCCGCGCGCAAGCUCACAGGGAAGGCCUCUCAUCAGGCUCAUCAUGGUCAACGAACCGACGCUCCUGGCGACGCUGUUUUCUCUGGUCCCCACAGAAACACCGCGCACAUCCACAAACACUUUGAGCUCACCCCCGAUGCUGAUAUGAACAAGAUGGCUGACAAGAUCCGCGCCCAUCUCGAGUCACAGCCCGGGCUGACGUCGGACAACUUGAUGAAGGCAGCAGUUAUGGAAUCGAUAGCUGGUCUGGAGGCUGUUUUCCAAGGCGGGACGGCCGCGACUCCUCCAAAGGUGAGGAAGGAUGCCGCGUCGGUGUUGGAGGAUAUUGAGCGUCUGAACAAGGAUUUUGUCAUGUCUGAGCAGGUCACCCGGAAGCUAAGCGCUGCGGCGGACAAGCUGGGCUUCCGCUCCGUCCAGACCCACGACCUCCCCGGCGGGCGGAUCCAAAUUGAUGUGACGACGGCUGGCUGUUUUGAGGGCUGUGGGCACAAGCCGGCCAACUCGAAUGGCCAAGCGAGCAGUACCACAAGUGGAAACAUCCCUGGACAAGACAUGGCAGCCAGCAGGGGAGAUUCAGACCAGUUGUGGAAGGAUCACUACGUGCCAAGCAUUACCCCUGGUAAGCUCUGACGCCACGAUGGUUAUGGCGUACUUGGGUCGCCUUAGAAACGGACAGAACUGGAUACAAUGCUUUCUCAUGGUGUGUUUGAUCCAGUGAGGGUUGGCUGGUGGCCUAUUUCUGAUCCAACUGGCACGGGGGUGCCGCCGGAGGGGCAAAUUUUCUGCACAAUGGGCUGGCAAUGGGCAUUUCGGGGGCCGAAGUCACGGCUUUUUGGCAUUGAAAACGUUCAGUUCUGCGGAUCACCUCGGGAAGCUUUC
Diaporthe batatas is the source of this 2148-nucleotide messenger RNA. RefSeq lists its product as uncharacterized. The coding region runs from base 1 to 1899 and encodes 632 amino acids. NCBI's taxonomy places the organism in Eukaryota, Fungi, Ascomycota, Sordariomycetes, Diaporthales, Diaporthaceae. The record is from RefSeq and is a predicted model, not a curated record. The transcript is spliced from 3 exons.